This is a messenger RNA of Arthroderma uncinatum, 963 nucleotides long. RefSeq lists its product as uncharacterized. The coding region runs from base 1 to 963 and encodes 320 amino acids. The transcript is spliced from 2 exons. Lineage: Eukaryota; Fungi; Ascomycota; Eurotiomycetes; Onygenales; Arthrodermataceae. The record is from RefSeq and is a predicted model, not a curated record.
AUGGACAUGGGGAACUACCACCAGGAGUCCAGGCAACCUCCUGUGCAUGACGAAGUACCAGCAGGCGUCCAAAUCAUAAACCAACCCCGUCAACAACAACGGAAACAGAAACAGCUCCCUCCUAAGGUCGUAAACCCGGGAAAAACUAGAAGGGAUCAGGCUAUGGUGGAACAGUGGUUGGAAGAGGAGGAGGAGAGCGAUAUCUCAGAGGACGAUUCAUAUUUAUUCGACCCAGAGAACGCAAGCUCGGUGACAGAAAACUCAUUUUCUUCUGGAGAAUAUGACAAAUGCGAUUUCCCUCCCGAUGAUGAGUACCUUCGACCCCGUCCAUCCAAAAGCCAUAGGCGUGAAAAAAGCAAAAGCAGUGACCGUAGCGGCCACCGCCAACGUCCCUCCCUAGGAUAUCGCACCCAUGAACGCCCUUCGAGGAAGGCUUACCUGGCUGAACUACCUCGACACCGGGGCUCGAAAUACUUAGCUGAGUCUGCCGAAAUCCUGCCGUCUAAUAGCAAGCACAACCGCCAGGGGAAACUGACCCGAUCGGAGUCUGUUUCCUACCCAUCUCGACGCCAAUCGUUGAACCUCCAUCAACGUGGACCACGAUCUUACAGCCCUGACUCACCUCCUGCACGCGUGUCGCGAUCUGAGGUCGAGUGGGAAAUAGAGCAACGGGAGCAUGACAGGGCAUAUCUCCGCUACCUAGAGAGCCAGCGACUGGCCAAAAAGGAGGUAGAAGCUCGUCUAGAGCGUGAUAUAACCGACCGCCUGAACAUGGAAGGCUCAAGGCCGGCCGGUGCUCAACUAGGAGGAUACACUCCGCAACGAGUGCUGGAUACAUAUGAAAAAUAUGAUCGGAUGAGACGGUUGGACGGCAAUCGCCGCCAGUCCUACAUGGAGAAAUCACAAGCGCCUACUUAUCCAAGAGACUACCCUUCACGACAUGAGAGAUUAUUCCGGGGAUGA